This is a messenger RNA of Dichomitus squalens LYAD-421 SS1, 532 nucleotides long. RefSeq lists its product as uncharacterized. Bases 339 to 518 code for a protein of 59 amino acids. The transcript has 2 exons. The record is from RefSeq and is a predicted model, not a curated record. Lineage: Eukaryota; Fungi; Basidiomycota; Agaricomycetes; Polyporales; Polyporaceae.
GCCGAAGGCUCUAACACGGACAAUCAGGCUCCCGAAUCGACUGGUAUCCAUCGUCAGCGGCUGGCAGCGAAGAUUGGGGGGCUAGUCCUCCUGAAGUCGCCACAGUGUUCGUGUCCUGGGUACAACGUUCAUAAACGUUGCAUGCACGCCCGUCAUAGGGAAUCCUCAAGCUAUCCGUACUGCCUGCAAUAUGUCUCGAUCGGUGGUACAAUAGGUUUCACAGGGAUCCUGUGCACAACUGCUUCGAGCCGAAGCGCCACUACCCAAUCUGGCUUUUCACGCUCUCCCGCGCAGCCUUUUUGAGCGACUUGAUACGGUCCUCAUCACCAUGCAAUAUCAUGGACGGCGCUCGCUCUCCUCCCUGUUUCGCAAACACUUCUGCGAUCUGCGCUAAACAAAUGGCAUUUCGCUACCUCUGUGUAACCGUCGAAUUUCGCUCUCUAUCUACGACCAGCUUGGACGAACCCACGCAGCGGCGAUGUGACUCGUCAUCUCAGUCGCGGCCCAGCUAUGAAUAAAGUAAGGGGCAGGA